AUGGCUGACAAUUCUGACUUCGGCGAUUUUCCACUCCAUCAAUGUGUGUUUAAAAAUGAUUACAAGCGAUUGUCACAACAAAUCAGGACGCACGAUGUCGGUCAGAAGGAUAUCCACGGAAACACACCACUCCACCUGGCUGUUAUGCUUGGAAGAAAAGAAUGUAUACAGUUGUUAUUAGGCCAUGGUGCCCCAAUAAAAGUAAAGAAUCUGCAGGGUUGGACACCGCUAGCUGAGGCUAUUAGUUAUGGAGAUAGACAAACCAUUUUAAGUAUUUUAAGAAAAUUAAAACAACAAUCCCGAGAAGUAUUAGAAGACAGAAGACCAUCUUUAAUACGAGCUCUCAAACAUAUUGAUGAUUUUUAUCUGGAAUUAAAAUGGGAUUUUCACAGCUGGGUACCCCUAGUCUCGAGAAUAUUACCGUCUGAUAUUUGUAAAAUACACAAACGUGGACCAUGUAUACGACUGGACACAACGUUAGUAGAUUUUAAUGAUAUGCGUUGGGAACGGGGUGAUAUUACGUUUAUUUUUAAUGGUGAAGCUCCUCCCAAACAAUCUCUAACAGUUCUUGAUAAUAAACAAAAAGUUUUUCAACGAAUUAGAUAUCAGGAAAGUGAGAUGGAAUUAGAAGAUGAAGUAGAUAUUUUGAUGUGUUCUGAUAUUAUGGCAGCUCAAAUGUCAACUAAAAAUAUCACGUUCUCUCGAGCUCAAAGUGGCUGGUUAUUCAGAGAAGAUAAAACAGAAAUGGUGGGAAAUUUUAAAGCUGAUUUUUAUGGUGUAAAUAAUAUGACCCUAGAAUCUCGGAAACGACGAGAACAUUUAUCUUCAGAAGAUAUCCAGAAAAAUAAAGCUAUUAUUGAUAAUAUAAGUAAAGGUGGCUGGGAUAAUUGUGAGUUUGACAGGCGUCAAUCAUUAACCCCACCUCCAGACCCUGAUGUAAAAUGGGAAGAAUAUAUAUCAUGUAGCCCUGGUAUUCCUCCUGUAUUAGGCCGGGUUCCAAUAGCUAAAGAAAAUUCAAAAAGUUUUAGAGCCACAAUGGCUAUGAGUGAAGAGUUUCCCAUGACAGUUGAAGUAUUACUGGAUGUUUUAGAAGUGGUGGCGCCGUUUAAACAGUUUCAGAAGUUACGAGAAUUUAUGACGUCCAAAUUACCUCCAGGUUUCCCUGUUAAAAUAGAAAUCCCAGUUUUCCCUACUGUCUCAGCAAAAGUAACCUUUACACACUUUGAAUGGAAAACUAAUCUCGAAGAUGAACUUUUUAAAUUACCUCAUGAAUAUAGAGAAGAUCCUAAUAGAUUCCCGGAUUUAUGA
This is a messenger RNA of Lottia gigantea (owl limpet), 1308 nucleotides long. RefSeq lists its product as hypothetical. The transcript is spliced from 12 exons. Gene Ontology annotation, cellular component: cytoplasm. The record is from RefSeq and is a predicted model, not a curated record. Bases 1 to 1308 code for a protein of 435 amino acids. NCBI's taxonomy places the organism in Eukaryota, Metazoa, Mollusca, Gastropoda, Lottiidae. Gene Ontology annotation, molecular function: protein binding.